AUGGACUCACAAGAUACAUUUCCAGCAUUUAAUGCUGACGAAAACAAUAUGAACAACAUCGCCAAUGAUUUCGAAAUGAGCGUUGCCUUUGAUGGAGGGGGAGCAGGCACUGGCUUGGCUCCAUUCGAUGAUGUCGAUUCAACUGAUGUUUUUGAAAUCGAGGGAAUGGGCACUGAUUUGACAUUCCUCGAUGAUAUCGACUUAACUAAUGACAUUGAUGACGGAGGAAUAGGCACUGGCUCGGUUCCCUUCGACAACGAGGCAGUUGCUGAGGGCACAAAAGAUUGUUCUGAUACCAUAUAUGAUCCAUCCUCUGAGGUAGAUAAAGACGGUUGCCCCAAAGCGGGUUAUCGAUGGUGCUGCAAGGGAUGGUAUCAAGUCAAGUCGGGUUAUUUCUCCUCCUCACACAUUCAGCCUCAUGCUGCCAUGGCCAUCCUAACAUUCACCCUCAGCGAAGAGGGCGUAACGGCGUUUCGCGACGCCCUCAAUUGCUUGAGCAAGUUUAGCGAAGAUGUCUCCAUCGAAGCGCGAAAGGAUUCUUUCUUCCUAUCUACCAUGAACACCUCAAAGUCAGCCUACGCGAGCUUCCGGUUUGCGACCAACCGGUUCUUUGGCCGCUACCAGUACCAAGCCACGGGGCAGUUUCAAGACAAAUUCUACUGCUCCAUGUACAUAAGAGGCUUGAUCUCUCUCUUCCGCAGCAGAUCUGGAGUCGAAUCACGGGGAGAUGUAGACAAGCAAACCAUUAUAGAUCGGUGCGACGUCGCCAUUGAAGAUGGAGAAGGCGUCAAAAGCCGUUUCAUCGCCCGCAUAAUAUUUAGGAACGGACUCACAGCUACGCAUCGACUGCCCUUUGAAGUCAGCAUGCCGGUGCACGCCAAAUUCAACAGGCAGGAAGCCCUAUAUCACUGGAGUAUCUCGUCAAGAACAUUGAAGCAGCUGGUGGACCACUUUGGGCCCGGAACAGAGUAUCUAGAGGUCAACACUGACGGCGAUCACGUCAACUUCACUUGCUUUAGCGAGAAGACCAUUAGCGACGAUGCGGUCCUUAAGAAACCUCUGCAUACCUCGAUUUCUGUUGAAACAGACGAGUUUGAUGACAUUGACGUGGAAGACAAGCUCCAAAUCGUCGUCUCCAUCAAGGACAUUCGAGCAAUCACGCAGCACGCAGCCAUCACCGGCAACGCCAUUGCAGCUCGAUACUCUCUCCCUGCGCGGCCAAUGCAAUUAUCCUACGCCAGCGACGCCAUCUCUUGCGAGUUUCUCAUCAUGACAGUAGGCGAGCGAGGCGGUAAUCCUGCGCAAAGGACCAAAAAAGUCCGCAAGGGCGCCCCAAGCAGCAACAAUCAUGUGCCGCCACAUCUAGAAGCUACAUCUCGUCGCACAAGCGCAGCACCGUCACAGACCACGGCUGAGAUCCAGCGACAACAAUCCGAAAUGCCACCGCCAGCGUCAUCACGGCCACCGAAUCCGACUCCUCGGUUAAGCGCUGCUAAAGCGAGUGCUUCUCGCAUUGGCGCUUUCGAUUUUCGACCUUCGCAGAGACCGCCGCCGCCCACGUUGAGAUCUGACAGCCUUUUUGUCGAAGAUGAGGCGUGGGAGCCAGUAAGAGACGAGGAUGAAGACGGUGAUGAAGAUGCACGAUUGGAAUGGGAUAAUAGUGCUGACCCCAACCCCUCUAUUUCGCACAUGAGCCGCGCAGAUGAUAUUCGUACUGGUAGCUACGAGCCGACAAACGACAUCGACGCCACAGGAGCAGCAGCAGAAUCAACAUACGUUGAUCCGACCCAGAGACUAUCCGAUGUCAAAGGCUUGAAUCUGUUUCCCGACUGA
Molecule: messenger RNA, 1833 nt
Organism: Trichoderma gamsii
Lineage: Eukaryota; Fungi; Ascomycota; Sordariomycetes; Hypocreales; Hypocreaceae
Exons: 7
Coding region: 1-1833 (610 amino acids)
Biological process (GO): DNA repair; cellular response to ionizing radiation; DNA replication checkpoint signaling
Cellular component (GO): checkpoint clamp complex
Source: RefSeq, a predicted model, not a curated record